CUUUAGCUCUGCCACGGAUUACAGUGCGCAGUGUGUGGACAGACUGCGCCCCGCUGCGACCUGUUCGGCUUAGCUCUGUGUAUACUUUGCGCUGAAGCACUCUCGCAUAAAAAAAAAGGGGGAAAAAAACAAAAAAAAAAAACUAAAAACAGUAAAAUAAAAGUGAUGGGGGAAUGACAACCACCUCCGUCCCCGUCUGCGGCUCUCCGUCCCCGAGAAGAUCCCAAGGAUGCUGCUGCUGUGUAGCCCGCCGAGCGGACGCCUGCGCCGGGCCUCGCUGCUGCUGCUCGCCGCGGUCCUGUUCUGUGUCGUCCCUGUCAGUGCCAGCCUUCCAGCUGGCAGUAAGUGCUCCAAUAUAGACUGUGCCAGAGAGAGACGACAUCUCUGCAAGUCUGGCUCCUCCCACUGUGGCCCUUGCCGCUCCGGAUUGGAGGAGAACGAGGAAGGACGCUGCGUGGUGAGGCACCAUCAGCAUGGCAAAGUGACAUUCUACCCUGACCCUGAUGAAGAGAUCGAUUACAUUCACUCUGUCAUUGAAAAACAGGAAAUGAGAGAAGAGAUCCAACCACCAAAAAAGCAAAUUAAACAUCCUGCUGCCGUCACCUCCCAGACAGAUGUUAAAAAAAGCAAGACAGAUGCCUCCAAAAACAAACAGAAAAGCCUAAAUCUUCUCUCAGAGGGAAGCCAGCGUGCCACCACUACAGCCCCUCGCCCCGUAGUUUCUGCCCUCCCUAACACACCGACCCCCCAGCCCAGGGCCACAGGAGUUAAUGGCAGAGCUGGUCCGAUAGCUGUGCCAGCACCCAGGAAUGACACUAUUAUUGUCAUUAUAAUCUCACUGUGUGUGGUUGUGGGCACUGUGGCAGUGGUCCUGGCAACUGUCUGUUUCGUCAAGUUGCAGAAAGAAUCGCGUCUAGCUCAGAAGGUCGACUACCCUGCUUUUGGAGGUCCAGGCGUGUCUACUGCCACAGCCAAUGGUAACGGUACCUCGAUUGGAGAUAAGACUCUGGCUCAGAGUGCCCAAAUGUAUCACUACCAACAUCAGAAACAGCAGAUGCUCUCAGUGGGAAAUCACAAACCUGAACAGAAAGUCCCUGAAACCGAGGUCACAUCAGAUGAGGAAGAAGUGGGGGGAGACUUCACAGUAUACGAGUGCCCGGGACUUGCACCGACUGGAGAGAUGGAAGUGAAAAACCCUCUGUUUGAUGACUCGACUUUACAAUAUGAGGGGAAUCACAAGUGAACAUACAUACACACAAACCCAAACACACAGGCAUACAAGCCAUUUCUUCCGGAAGAAACCACUUGAUCUCACACUGCAUGCAUAGAAAUGGAGGAUCCUGUCAGGGGAAAUGAAGUGAUAAAAAUGAUUGUUUUCUUGCCCUUUACUAUAUCUGCCCAGUGUAAGGCUUUUAAUACUACAAAUGUUGGGUUCCUUGUUAACUGUCACUGUCUUUUAACAUAAGGUUUUCAGAAGCCUCCCAGAUCAUGUCCUUGUAGGUGUUUUGUCCCGUUUAAAUGUUAAACUCUAAGUUAAGAUUUUCUCUUUUUUCAUUUUUGUUACUUUCCUUCUGCAGCUAUUUCCAAAGAAUCUGAUACAACAGCAGACAUGUGUACAACACAAACACACACAUAAGCUGAGAAACAGGUGCCCUUCCUUGUUUUGUCAUGCAUAGCUAGUGGCUAAACCACAUUUCUACCAGACACACCAGAAAUAUUUAAAAUCAGAUCAUUGUGCUAACUCUAUCGAUACCCCAACACAACAGAAGGUUUCGCAUUAAAAAUGUUACCAUUGCUGUUGCUAAUUUUAUUUCUUGUCAUAUAAGCUACAUAUAAAGAUUUUAAGAUUAUAGAAUAUAAAUAUAUAUGGAAAUGAGGUACUUGGCUGUUUGCAUGGUUUGACUGUACUGUGUUUGAAUCAUGGCACUGCUUUGAUGAAUUGUACUGCCUCCGGUAUGUAUGCAUCUUGUUGCUGGAGAAGGGAAUGUACAGUAAAAGUGACUUCUGAGCACUUCUUUGGAGACAGACUAUACUGAUGGAUGUUUAGUUGGUAAAUAUCAAUAUCUUGUAUUGUCCCUCCUUCCUCUCUGCCCUCUUCUGUGCCCCCAAGUUAACUCUGUGCUGCAAAAUGUACAUACAAAGAGUGAAAGUGUUCACUUUUUAUAGAUAUUUGUACAUGCAGACCAAGGAUUGGAAUUAAAACUUUUUACCACACGUAAAAAA
Morone saxatilis (striped sea-bass) is the source of this 2223-nucleotide messenger RNA. RefSeq names its product neural proliferation, differentiation and control, 1a (gene npdc1a). Bases 230 to 1243 code for a protein of 337 amino acids. Gene Ontology annotation, cellular component: membrane. The record is from RefSeq and is a predicted model, not a curated record. The transcript has 9 exons. Lineage: Eukaryota; Metazoa; Chordata; Actinopteri; Moronidae.